Molecule: messenger RNA, 534 nt
Organism: Adineta ricciae
Lineage: Eukaryota; Metazoa; Rotifera; Eurotatoria; Adinetida; Adinetidae
Source: the annotation of a GenBank genome assembly
AUGAAUGACGUUAUAGGCUCCAAGUUGAUAAGUGUCUCUUCAUCUACGGCUGACUUUAAUGCGACUGACGAAGAUAGUUGGCUAUUCGAAGAAUUUAGUCGCGAAGAUGCGGUUAAUGUACUACAGAGUCAACCCGACGGAACAUUUCUUGUUCGUCCCAGUGGUACAAUCAAAGGCGAUCUUGUUCUUUGUGUAAAGGAAGGUUUAAAAGUGAGCCAUUAUAUAAUAAAUGUUACUCAAGAAUUACCGCAGUCUGUAUACAAAAUUGGUGAUAAAACUUUUUCAAGUAUGAAAGAACUUUUAACUUUCUAUAAACAGCGCUUAUUGGACACAUCACCACUGGUUCGAAUCUAUCCGAAAUCGCGUGUUCGAACGAAAUAUAGAUUUGAUGGCAAGGAUGAUGAAGAUUUACCAUUUAAGAAAGGACAAAUCUUAAUGAUCAUUAAAAAAGUCGAACCGUUAUGGUGGUUAGCAAGAAACAGCUCAGGGGACAAAGGGAUGAUCCCUGCAAACUAUGUCGAAUAUAUUCGGUAA